AGUAGAGUUUAAUCAAGUCCUCCGUUAAAUGCUAACGCUACUGUACGCUGCUGAACUUCAGCAGUCAGUGGCAUCACUUUGGGACAUGUCAGUGUAACCCUCCGCCUGCGGUAGAUGUGCUAAGGCUGGAGUAGCCACCAUUUUGCAUGUCGAGUGUGUUCCUCCCUCCAUUGCUAAUAGAGACGAUUCCACCUACUUUCAGGCAUCACUGCGGCUGAGAAUGCCAGCUCCGAUCAGAUUGCGGGAGCUGAUCCGGACUAUCCGGACAGCAAGGACUCAGGCAGAGGAACGCGAAAUGAUCCAGAAAGAGUGUGCUGCUAUUCGUUCAUCUUUCAGAGAAGAAGACAAUACAUAUCGUUGCAGAAAUGUGGCAAAGCUUCUUUAUAUGCACAUGUUGGGCUAUCCGGCACACUUUGGGCAGCUUGAGUGCCUGAAGUUGAUUGCAUCGCAGAAGUUUACUGACAAGCGAAUAGGUUAUUUAGGAGCUAUGCUGCUGUUGGACGAGAGGCAGGACGUCCACCUAUUAAUGACGAAUUGCAUUAAAAAUGACUUGAAUCACAGCACACAAUAUGUCCAGGGACUUGCUCUGUGCACUUUGGGCUGCAUGGGCUCCUCAGAAAUGUGCCGUGACCUGGCGGGGGAGGUUGAGAAGUUACUUAAAACAUCCAACUCUUACUUGAGGAAAAAGGCGGCGUUGUGUGCAGUUCACGUCAUCAGAAAGGUUCCAGAACUCAUGGAAAUGUUCCUUCCAGCCACAAAAAACCUGCUGAGUGAGAAAAACCAUGGUGUUCUCCAUACAUCUGUUGUCCUCCUCACUGAGAUGUGUGAGAGAAGUCCUGACAUGCUGUCUCACUUCAGAAAGCUGGUUCCACAAUUGGUGAGAAUCCUGAAGAACCUCAUCAUGUCUGGAUACUCUCCUGAGCAUGAUGUGUCAGGCAUAAGUGAUCCUUUCUUGCAGGUGCGGAUACUGAGACUACUGAGGAUUUUAGGCAGAAGUGACGAUGACUCCAGUGAAGCAAUGAAUGAUAUUCUUGCACAGGUUGCAACGAACACAGAGACAAGUAAAAAUGUUGGAAAUGCAAUCCUGUACGAGACAGUAUUGACGAUCAUGGACAUUAAGUCCGAAAGUGGACUGAGGGUUCUGGCUAUUAACAUAUUGGGUCGAUUCCUCCUUAACAAUGACAAAAAUAUAAGAUAUGUGGCAUUGACAUCCCUACUAAAGACGGUACAGACAGACCACAAUGCAGUGCAGAGGCAUCGAAGUACCAUUGUGGAUUGUUUAAAAGACCUUGAUGUGUCCAUCAAGAGACGUGCAAUGGAGCUGAGCUUUGCCCUGGUGAAUGGCAACAACAUUAGAGGCAUGAUGAAAGAGCUUCUCUACUUCCUAGACUCUUGUGACCCAGAAUUUAAAGCGGACUGUGCGUCAGGAGUCUUUCUAGCAGCAGAAAAGUAUGCUCCUUCGAAAAGAUGGCACAUAGAUACCAUAAUGAGAGUUCUGACAACAGCAGGAAGCUACGUGCGCGAUGAUUCUGUUCCUAACCUUAUUCAGCUCAUCACCAACAGUGUUGAGAUGCACGCAUACACUGUACAGAGACUUUACAAAGCCCUUCUAGAUGACAUUUCACAGCAACCACUUGUACAAGUGGCAUCCUGGUGCAUAGGGGAGUAUGGAGACUUGCUGGUGUCUGGACAGUGUGAAGAAGAGGAACCUAUUCAGGUGACUGAAGAUGAGGUUCUGGAUGUCUUGGAAGGCCUUCUAGUAUCCAAUCUGUCGACUCCUGUGACUCGGGGCUAUUCACUUACUGCCAUCAUGAAGUUGUCAACUCGCUUCAGUGGUGUCAACCGAAUCAAGAAGGUGGUGUCAAUAUACGGCAGUAGCAUUGACGUGGAGCUGCAACAGAGAGCUGUAGAGUACAACGCACUUUUCAAGAAAUAUGACCACAUGAGGCCUGCUCUUCUCGAAAGAAUGCCCAUCAUGGAGAAAACUGCCACAAAUGGCCCCACAGAGAUUGUGCAAACUAAUGGGGAGACGGAACCCUCGGUUGGGGAGCCAAAACAUCCACCCCUUGUCAGUCAGCCAACUAACCAGGCAAAUGAUUUAUUAGACCUCCUUGGCGGUAAUGAUGUGGUGCCUGUAAUCCAGACGACUGUGUCGCCCAAGCUUGCUUCAGCUGGGGGGGAGCUCCUGGACCUGCUUGGUGACAUCUCAUUAAGUGGUGCUCCAGCCCCUGCUCCCACUCCCUCUGCACCUGCCUCCCAACCCCCUUUUCUCCUGGAUGGCCUCUCCUCACAGCCCCUCUUUAAUGACAUUGCAGCUGCAGGUAUUCCUCCUAUGACGGCCUACAACAAGAACGGUCUCAAAAUAGACUUCACGUUCGAGAGGGCAAACCCCAACCCUAACGUUGCGGUCAUCACCAUCCAUGCUUCCAACUCUACAGAGGCAGACAUGACAGAGUUUGUUUUUCAGGCUGCAGUACCAAAGACAUUCCAGCUGCAGCUCCUGUCCCCGAGUAGUAAUGUCGUCCAAGCACUCAACCAGGGAACUGUCACACAGGUCAUCAGAGUCCUUAACUCACAGAAGCAACAGCUGCGCAUGAGGGUGAAGCUGACGUACACCCACAAAGGCUCACCUAUCCAGGACCUGGCUGAGGUCAAUAACUUUCCCCCUCAGUCGUGGCAGUGAUACGUUGCUUCAUUUGCUCCUAAAAGCCUCUCUCCAAAGGGGACUAUGAAAAUUAUUUUCUUUCGCCUUUCUUCCCCCCCACUCAAUUCCCUUCCUUUCUUCCAAUGGACCCGCUCAAAAGACGUAGAAAAAAACGCUGCCCUCCAGUCGCAGCAGUGUCUUUAACGAAGGAAAAAAACAAAAGGGUGGGAUUACCUAUCAAUCAAUGAACUUUCUCCUUUUCUUAAUUGGUGUCAUGUCCUUUGCUACUUUUUUUCACUCAUCGCCCUGUAUGAACAGACUAGUAAAUAUGAAAUGAUUAACACUUCAAGUAAUAUUUAAGAUUGUUCUUUAAAUACCUUUAUAACGGUUUAUCAGAUGAUUUACUUCAUGUUUGAAAAGCAUUCAUCAGCUGAGAGUGUACUCGCUUCUUUGCAUCACAAUCACAUUCUGACCUUCUAGCAGAAUGGCCACAUUUCAUCUGAAAAUGUUGGACUUGGUAAUUGACAACUUCACUGCAUAGGUUUCCUCACAGUCUAUAUAUCGCUUGUAAGGAUGACUAUGUGUUUAGUUUUAGUCAAGGAAGGUCAGAAUCCUUUGACGCACUCAAAUGUUUUUCCUUGUGGCUCAUGUUACCUUGUCACUGGGACACAUUUUAUCUGGUUGCACAAACCCAUGUAAUUGAAGCCUGUUAUGAAUGUAGUUACAUGCACUGAAUGCUGAUCUCCCCCUUUUGUUUUUAGUUUGUUUCCAUAGCUGAUGAGACUGUCAUCACAUUGGCACUAUUUCUGUGAAAGUAUGUUUGAUUUCUGCAGUAAAUCCACUUGAUUAUUUA
Nerophis lumbriciformis (worm pipefish) is the source of this 3497-nucleotide messenger RNA. It is a transcript of the gene ap1g1, whose product is annotated as adaptor related protein complex 1 subunit gamma 1. NCBI's taxonomy places the organism in Eukaryota, Metazoa, Chordata, Actinopteri, Syngnathiformes, Syngnathidae. The record is from RefSeq and is a predicted model, not a curated record. Gene Ontology annotation, biological process: vesicle-mediated transport; intracellular protein transport. Gene Ontology annotation, cellular component: Golgi apparatus; AP-1 adaptor complex; membrane coat.